UCAAACGCCAUGAUCGAGAUCGAUCGAUCUGGCGUGGAGCUCAGUUCGGCGGUGGACAACCAGGACGUGGUGCUGGCGCUGCGGGUGGUGUCCCCGAAGAUGGAGUUGGACGACCUGACCAGCAUCAUGAGGGAGGUCGAGGGGGGAAAGGACGGACCCGCUCCCACCUCAACUCAGUUCUCGACUCGAGAAACGGAGGUCAGCGAGACUUCACAUUCAGAUCUGCUAGGAUGUGAGCAUGACAUGUCCCUGGUGAAGCAAGAGGGAUGCUGGUCGAGGGUGAAGCCUUACGUCGGGUCCGGUGCCCUUGUCGCUGUUGGCUACAUGGAUCCCGGGAACUGGGCGACAGAUCUGCAAGCAGGGUCAGCGUACAACUACCAGCUCUUGUUUGUUGUCUUGCUGUCUUCGAUCAUCGCCAUGUUUGUGCAGACGCUCUCGUUGAGGUUGGGACUGGUGACGAAGCUUGACUUGGCUCAGGCUUGUCGGCUGAGAUACUCCAAGUGGACCUACAGGUUCCUGUGGGUCACGGCCCAACUUGCCGUCUGUGCGUGCGACCUUGCGGAGGUGAUCGGGUCAGCGAUCGCGUUCAACCUUCUCUUCGGGAUCCCCCUCAUAUGGGGAGUCGUCAUCACCGCCUUCGACGUCCUUGUCCUCCUCGUCAUAGGGGAGAACCGCAUGCGUAUCAUCGAGGUCCUCAUCGUCGCCAUGAUCACCACCAUCUGCGUCUGCUUCGCUGUCGAGCUUGCCUUCGCCCGCCCCGACGGAAUCGAGAUGCUCAAGGGAUGUUUCGUGCCGUCGGCGAGCCUCAUCACCAACCCUGGCAUGCUCUUCGUCGGCGUCGGCAUCCUUGGAGCGACGGUGAUGCCGCAGAAUCUGUACCUGCACAGCAGCCUCGUGCAGGUGCGAGACAAGUCAAAAUCGUCUUCUGCCAUCGCCAAGGCCGUCCUGUACUCCACCAUGGACUGCAACCUGUCUCUCGUCCUCGCCUUCUUCGUCAACGCCGCCAUCCUCGUCGUGUCGGCGGCGACCUUCUACCGGUCGGGGCACAACGACGUGGCCGACAUUGGGCAGGCGUCGGAGCUGCUGUCUCGCGUGCUGGGCUCGAAGCUGUCCUCCAUCCUCUUCGGAUGCGCUUUGCUUGCAAGCGGACAACAAAGUACGAUCACGGGGACGCUUGCGGGGCAAGUGGUGAUGGAGGGAUUCUUGAACAAGAAGGUCAAGGGCUACAUCUUGAGGAUUGGGACUCGUCUAGUUGCCAUCCUGCCGGCGCUCAUUAUGCUGCUCGCGACGGGCGAUGGAGGAGUGAACAACUUGUUGAUCAUCAGCCAGAUCGUUCUCUCCCUGCAGCUGCCCUUCGCCGUGGUUCCGCUCGUCAUGUUCACUGGCAACAAGCAGCUGAUGGGCGAGUACGCGAACUCGAAGGUCACACAAGUCAUCGCAUGGCUGGUCGCGCUCAUUAUCAUAGCUCUCAACGGGACUUUGGUGGUGCAGUCAUUUCAAGGUUCAAGAUAGAUAUUAUUUUUUCCAGAUUCAAACUCAUUCACCGCUCAUUGUUGGUGAUGUUAAUGUGGCAUGUGAAAGUUUUCACUCUCGA
Molecule: messenger RNA, 1594 nt
Organism: Guillardia theta CCMP2712
Lineage: Eukaryota; Cryptophyceae; Pyrenomonadales; Geminigeraceae
Exons: 4
Coding region: 10-1512 (500 amino acids)
Biological process (GO): metal ion transport
Cellular component (GO): membrane
Molecular function (GO): cadmium ion transmembrane transporter activity; manganese ion transmembrane transporter activity
Source: RefSeq, a predicted model, not a curated record